Messenger RNA from Solea senegalensis (Senegalese sole), 771 nucleotides. It is a transcript of the gene mrpl57, whose product is annotated as mitochondrial ribosomal protein L57. Gene Ontology annotation, cellular component: mitochondrial ribosome. Lineage: Eukaryota; Metazoa; Chordata; Actinopteri; Pleuronectiformes; Soleidae. Bases 17 to 328 code for a protein of 103 amino acids. The record is from RefSeq and is a predicted model, not a curated record. The transcript has a single exon. Gene Ontology annotation, biological process: mitochondrial translation. Gene Ontology annotation, molecular function: structural constituent of ribosome.
AAAAUUAUCAGCUGCCAUGUUUCUCACCCUCACAUUGUUGAGGAAAGGUAUUCCUGGGAAACAGUGGAUUGGAAAGUACCGGCGUCCACGGCAGAUCACAUGGCAGAUGAAACGCAAUACUGUGAAGCGUCUGGAGAUUGAGGCUGAGAACGAAUACUGGAUCAGCCGCCCCUACAUGUCUCCAGAGCAGGAGCACGGUCACGCUGCAGAGCGCAGAGCCCAGAACUGGCUCAAGAUCAAGGAAACCAAGUUCAACAAUUUUCCAGAACACAAGAACAUUAUAGAUCAUCUGAGUCAUCUCAAAAUCACAAAGACAUGGUCUAGUUAAUGUGAAAUGACAUGCAAGGACUUGCCAAAUGUGACAAUACAACAUGUUUUCUUUUUGUUAAUAACAUUAGGCAGAUGUUCUGUUGACAACCAAUACCUUAGUAACCAGUUUUAAUUUACUGUAAACUCUGUCUUUGUGUGCGUUUCUUUUCCUUUAAAAAAACUGAAUCUGCACUGCAACAGGUCCGUAAUUCUCCACAUUGAGUACAGGCUCUGCAGAUAAUGAGCUCUGUGGCUACUGAUUUUCAAGCUAAUUAAGCAAAUACAGUUUCAUGUUGAGAAAUCCAGGCUGCACUGGUUGGUUUAUACAAUCUCACUAAUUAUAUAAACUGCUGAAGUGUGUUCCACAUUAUGUGGAAGUUGGCAGCCAGUAAACCCAGAUAUGUCUGAAACUAACAUUUGGAAAACAAAAAAAUGCAUCAUUUAAUAAAUUGUUGACACUCA